Messenger RNA from Entrophospora candida, 694 nucleotides. The record is from the annotation of a GenBank genome assembly. Lineage: Eukaryota; Fungi; Glomeromycota; Glomeromycetes; Entrophosporales; Entrophosporaceae.
AUGCUCUCCAAUAGAUAUUACUGCACUUAUUGUGAAUCACCUUCUGAAGGAAAUGAUUAUAGGAGUUUUGAACUUUGUGCAUGGUGCUAUGGGCAUCAAUUUCCAAAUUAUCAUGAACAUCCUCGUUGUUCCUUUGCAGUACAGUCAAUCAUAGAUGAUGAUGCUAUUAAAAUGUCAUCAAAGGGAGAAGUAAUUUCAACAUUUGAUAAGGAUACUUGUGACACAACUUACACUGAAGAAAAUCUUGAAAUAUUAAAUAGCAACAUACCAAUUGAGAAUGAUAUGGGAUAUCUUUACCUUAAAGCUUGGAGCUCACGUAAGAUAUGUUGUUUCUGUAAUGAUGAUGAUCCUAAUCAGCUAGGCAACUUCAUUGGUCCUUAUCCAUUUAUUGCAAAUAUUUAUACACGACAUGGUGAAAGACAAAAAAGAUUUUGGUCACAUUAUGCUUGUGCAAAAUAUUCACCUGAAGUUUAUGUUACCAAGAAUAAUGAAUGGUAUAAUAUCACUAUAGCUUGGAAAAGAGGCAGAAGUAUGAAAUGUGCAAAAUGUAAAGAAAGAGGAGCAACAAUUGGAUGUUUUGAUCCAAAAUGUGCAAAAAGUUAUCACCUUGCAUGUACUGAAAAACCCCUUUCACAUUUUGAAAUGGGUGUGAUUUUUUAUUGCCCCACACAUGAAUCACGUUAUGCUCAAACAG